AAUUUUACCUAGCUGAAUUUGUAGCGAAGCCCUGCUGAAAUCGCGAGAGCACUUCGUCCUCCGAGCUGGCAGUUGCAGAGGUCAUCGUAGUUGCGAGCAUUUGCACCAAGUGUUAGACUUCGUCACCGGAAGCCAGUGAAGACUGAUAGCAGAGAUGUCGUCUGAAGGAACACUAAGUGUUGGAGGGGAAGAAGGGGUGAGGGAUGUGACUUCGAGCUCGAUCUCUACUUCGAGCUCGAGCUCGAGCUCGAGUGGGGGAAGUGGGGGUAGGACUUUAGUUAGUGGGGGAAGUAGGGGUAGGAUCCUAGUGAGUGGGGGAAAUGGGGAUCAAGAGGGUGGCCUUUUCCCAACCAACAUUUUAGAGGUUGCUGACAAUUGGGGAAGAUGUUAUGAUGAGAGUGAUGAGGUGGUGGGGGAAGUGAUGAGAUAUGAAUCGUGCUGGAGGUGCAGGGGGGAGCUGGGGCACUUAGUGGAGAACUAUAGUAUCCCGCCCCAUGUGCUGGUAAGGCUAGCAAGAGGUGAGGAGCGAGCGUGUUCGGCUCCAAAAGACCAUUGGAUGCCCUUGUACGCGAACUACCUGGCAGCUGGACUCCGGUUCCCAAUCCCGGAGUUGCUGGUAGCGCUGCUAAAGGAGUACGGGCUGGGGUUGACGCAGCUUGUCCCUAAUGGAGUUCGGUUGGGGGGUAGUGGGAAAGAGAAGGGGUGGUUUUACUUUACACCUCGGAUAGUUGGAGGGAGGAGUAGGAACUUGUUCACUGCAGGUCCUUCGUCCAUUAAGGGGUGGAAGGAGAAGUUUAUCUUUGUGGAUGACACGGAGUGGGGGAGGGGGGAUAGGGAGGUGGAAGAGCUGAGUAGGUGGAAGGGGAAGAGAAGAAAUCCGAACCAGUACCGGCUGGGCGAGGUGGAGAAGGACGAGGGGGGUAGUGGGAAGGAGAAGGGGUGGUUUUACUUUACACCUCGGGUAGUUGGAGGGAAGAGUAGAAACCUGUUCACUGCAGGUCCUUCCUCCAUUAAGGGGUGGAAGGAGAAGUUUAUCUUUGUGGAUGACACGGAGUGGGGGAGGGGGGAUAGGGAGGUGGAAGAGCUGAGUAGGUGGAAGGGGAAGAGAAGAAAUCCGAACCAGUACCGGCUGGGCGAGGUGGAGAAGGACGAGGUGAAGAUGUUGGAAAGAGGUGGGGGGGAACUGGCGAACAUAAUGUACCUCACUAAUCCAGAGGUGGUGGAGUCGUCUGGAAUCUAUGGGAGGAGCUCGUUGAGCAGAGAAGAGAUGAAUCGUUUGAGAGCUGGGGGCAGACCAAUACGACUUCCGGAGAAGAGGUCAAGGGCAUCAACCUCGGGUGCUCAAGAGGAGCGGGUUGGAGGUGGGACAUCAAGGCCUCCAGCUGAGGUGGGGCCCAGCUCUAAGCCCAGGAAGGGUGUACCUGAGGAGGUCAUCGCCCGGAAGAGGCCAAGGGUGGAGGAGGUGCAGCCUCUGCAGGUUGAGGCCCCGGUCGAGUUCGUACCUCGGCCGGCCCCAGUUCAGAUUGACCCGGCACUUCGGGAGACUGAGGUGGUGGUGCCCGGUAGGGGGAAGAGCUCCGUUCCUUACCCCAGGCAGGUGGCCAGUUUCUACGAUUCGGGGACAUUGGUGCCCACUUUCCCGAGGUGGACCUGCAAAGGGCGAAGGAUGAGCUGGCCGUCAAAGAGGAAGAAGUGCGAGGAGGCACUUGCAAGAAGGGAGAGUGAGCUGGCCGAAGUGAAAAAGGCAGCCGAGCUGGCGGUCCACAACUCUGUGGAGGAGAACGUUUUGGACUUCGUGAAGUCUGCCACGUUUGCUGAGGUGGCGGAUCUCUAUUGCUUGCCGACACUGGUAAUGGCCUUCACCGACUGUCGUAAGAAGGUGAAGGCGCAGAAUCCAGAGGUGGACAUGACAAGCAUCACCUUUGGUCCUGAGGAGGCGGGGGUAGAGGAAAACGGGGAUAGCAAGACGGCGGAGUUCCGCCCUGACGUGAAACUGACUUGGGAACGGGACGAGGCAGGAAAAACUAUCCUCCCAUCGACGCUGGACUUCGAGUUCGUUGCUGUGGACGAGGAGGAGGCCGAGGUGGCACCGAGCACGGAGGUGGGGGACAACAUGCGGAAUGAAGAAGUGGACCAGCAUCUCCAGAUUAUUGAUUGAGCUCGGCCAGCUCACCUUUUGUAAUUUUUAGAAUUUUUAAUAUAUGUAGAAAACAAUCUUUAUUGCAAUUGGAAUGAAUGAAUUGAAAUUUU
Rubroshorea leprosula is the source of this 2250-nucleotide messenger RNA. NCBI's taxonomy places the organism in Eukaryota, Viridiplantae, Streptophyta, Magnoliopsida, Malvales, Dipterocarpaceae. The record is from the annotation of a GenBank genome assembly.